Messenger RNA from Penicillium pulvis, 828 nucleotides. RefSeq lists its product as uncharacterized. The record is from RefSeq and is a predicted model, not a curated record. NCBI's taxonomy places the organism in Eukaryota, Fungi, Ascomycota, Eurotiomycetes, Eurotiales, Aspergillaceae. The transcript has 2 exons. Bases 1 to 828 code for a protein of 275 amino acids. Gene Ontology annotation, cellular component: endosome. Gene Ontology annotation, biological process: regulation of endocytosis. Gene Ontology annotation, molecular function: GTPase activity; GTP binding.
AUGUCCCAGCCAUGGGACUAUAUUGCUAAGCUCGUCUGCAUCGGUGAUUCUGGUACCGGCAAGUCCAGCCUCACGAUCCGCCUCUGUGAAGGUCGCUUCUCCCCGUCGCACGAUGUCACCAUCGGGGUUGAGUUUGGUUCCAGGAUUGUGCCAGUAGGGCCACCUGCUUCGCUGGAGCUAGGUAUUGAGGAGUUUUCUCGCGACGCGUCCGGCUCUGGGGGAGACCCAUCUCCUUCGGAGUCCGCUACGUCGGGUCUACCCAGCCCGCCACGGAAGCCUGAGUCUUCUUCUCCCCAAAAGCGAAUGAAACUUUCGCUUUGGGAUACUGCUGGACAAGAGACAUACAAGUCUAUCACCAGAUCUUACUUCCGCGGCGCAUCCGGAGCUCUCCUUGUUUUCGACAUCUCAAGGCGCUCAACCUUCAUCUCCUGUACUCAGUGGCUUCAAGAUCUACGCUUGAUCGCAGAAGAAGGAAUCGUGGUCAUUCUAGUGGGCAAUAAGACCGACCUAGCAGGACAGGAGUCUGGGUCGAAUCAAAGACAAGUAACGCAGCAAGAGGCAGAGGAAUGGUGUCGCAUGAACAACAUUGUCCGCUAUGUCGAAACCAGUGCCAAGUCCGGAGAUGGGGUGGAACGAGCCUUUUUGGAAGUCGCGGAGCGAAUCUAUCGUAAUAUUGAAGCCGGCAAAUAUGACCUUAAUGAUCGUCGCAGCGGAGUGAAAGGGUUUGGCGCUUCGGGAGGGGGUAACGCCGGGGUGCCCAAAACAAUUACUUUGGGCAUGGAUGAUGCAAUGCGCAAAGGUAGUGGCUGGAGCGGAGGCUGUUGCUAA